CCUUGGUUUCAUGUUACAAGAAGUACCAAAGUGGUUCAGAAAAAGUACAUUAAGGCGUGAGAUGUACAAGAUGCUGUUUGAGACCAUGAAUACUGGUGAAGAAAGGCAUGGCAUACCUCUUCCAUUUCUAACCCUUUCCACAACACGAUGGCUAGUCAGAGGAAAAGUGCUAUUCAACAUUUUAGUUAACUGGAUGGAAUUGAAAGCUUACUUUCAUUGUGCCAGCAUCCAUGGAGCACAAGAUGUAAGGUACAAGGCUCGUCUUUUGUGGGAAAUGUUUUGCGACGACUCCAACUACUUGUACUUUGUCUUCAGUUCACCCUUGGUUACAGAAUUUGAAAGAGUGAAUGCACUCUUCCAGUCUAACAAUGCCAGUCCAUCCUCUUUGCUUCUUGAAUUGGAUAUACAUUAUAAAUCUCUUCACAACAGAAUCUACAGUGAGCAAGGCACGUUACUACCACUGAAUAAAACUGAUUUUGGAGCCAAAUUUUCCAUGGAAUGCAACAGACUUCUUUCCAGCAAAAAUAUGGCCUCUCGUCUGGAAAGCAUACAACAACGGUGCCAGGAAAUGCUUGUUGAACUUGUGUCUCAAGUCAAGAUGAGGCUACCAGAGAAUAGAGGACUGUUUGACAAAUUAAGCAAGUUAUCCCCACAUAAUGUCCUUACCCAGCUAAACAGACCAAAAUUCAAUGAACUUCCAUUUCCUCACCUCCAAGAAUCUCUUGAACUUUGUGAAGAACAAUACAGAAAAAUUCUUUAUCAUCCCUGGAAUAAUGAAGAGGUCUUCAGCUCUGGAAUCCCAGAAGAUCCAGUUAACUUUUGGGCUUCAAUAAAGAAAUAUGAAGAAGGUGGUAGAAAGCCAUAUGAAGCUCUGGCCAGAUAUGCUUUGGCAGCAUUGACAACGCCAGUGAGCAACGCACUUGUUGAGAGGAUUUUUUCCCAUGUUAAUGCUGUGAAGACAAAAGUGCGAAAUCGAAUGAAACAUAAGAUGUUGGAGGCUAUUUUGAGGAUACGCACAACCUUGAUUAUGUCUGGAAAAUGUUGUAAAGAUCUAAUAAUUACUGAAAGCAUGUUAGAGAAAUUCAAUGUUGGUAUGUAUGAACAUACAAGAAGUCAAGAUUGUCAGAGUAGUAAGGAUGAUGGCCUUAAUGCUCUGUACGAAUAACUCCCAACUCUUGCCUCUGGAUCCACUCACCAGCUGAUCUGUCCCAUGGCAUCUCUCACAAUCAGCUUCAUCCAGUACAGCAGCCCUGAAGCUCCCACUGACCACCAUUUUGUCCACUGUGGGUUGGACCAAUGAAUCGACUUUUGCAAAAUAUUACAGGAGACCUUUAAACAAACAUUGUCAGUUUACAAAAGCAGUGUUGUCUUAAGUUCUUGGUUUUGUCAGGUUUAUCUACUUUGUUGUGUGUAUAAGAUUAUGCACUGUUCCAAACAAAUGUAUUUCAGUUUUUCUGUUCUUGAGUUACUUGAUUAAAGCAAAUCUUUGGGAAU
Molecule: messenger RNA, 1494 nt
Organism: Portunus trituberculatus (swimming crab)
Lineage: Eukaryota; Metazoa; Arthropoda; Malacostraca; Decapoda; Portunidae
Exons: 2
Coding region: 11-1165 (384 amino acids)
Molecular function (GO): protein dimerization activity
Source: RefSeq, a predicted model, not a curated record